AUGAUGAGUUACAGCUUAGCUACCUCGAGAAAUAGGGGCUCGGCUUUGUAUGCUGGGGGACUACUCAAAAUCGUAUCGUCUUCCAAAUGUGGAAAGGUAGCGGGCUUGAGUGCCGGUGCAAGAUGUAUAUCAACACGUGAACUCGACGCUUCGAAAGGCGACCGUGAAAGAGUCCUGAUUCUUGGCUCGGGCUGGUCAGGCUUCACGCUUUCUCGCCAACUGGAUCCUAAGAAAUACCAAACAGUUGUUAUUUCUCCACGGUCAUAUUUUGUGUUCACGCCAUUAUUGGCUAGUACAGCUGUGGGGACUUUGGAAUUUAGAAGCGCGCUUGAGAGUGUGAGAGGCAGAGGAAGAUGGAGAGGGUGGGGUUUAGUAGGUGGCGGAUGGGGUGGAUGGGGAGCGAGAGGGAACGGGGUCGAGUUUUGGCAGGGGUGGGCAGACGACGUAAACUUUGAUAAGAAAACUAUCAAAGUAGAGGAAAACGCAAUUGAGAGACCCAAAACUGCUUCCACAACAAUAGAAAAGAAAGGAAAAGGAAAAGUAUUUGAAGUGGACUAUGAUAAAUUGGUGGUUAGUGUUGGGUGUUAUAGUCAAACAUUUGGGAUUGAGGGGGUGAGAGAAAAUGCAUUGUUUUUGAAGGAUGUAGGAGAUGCGAGAAAGAUUAGGAAGAGGAUCUUAGAAUGUUUCGAAACAGCUGCAUUACCAACCAGUUCCGAUUCUCUCAGAAAACAACUUUUGAAUUUCGCCAUUGUAGGCGGCGGUCCAACUGGAGUCGAAUUUGCAGCCGAACUCUUUGAUCUUUGUCAUGAAGAUCUCUCCACUCUAUACCCUUCUUUAACCCCGUUCAUAAAAAUAACUAUUUAUGAUGUUGCACCAAAAAUCCUUCCGAUGUUCGAUAAAAAUCUUGCAAACUACGCGUUGGAACAUUUCAAGAGAGAUGGAAUUGAGAUUAAGACUGAACAUCACAUCUUGGGAUUGCGAAGAGGAUUACCCAAGGAAGGAGAAAAUGGAGAAGACGCAGGAAAGGGAUUCACAUUAAACCUGAAGGAAGAAGGUGAUGUGGGUGUGGGAAUGUGUGUUUGGAGUACGGGAUUGAUGAUGAAUCCUUUUAUCGAGAAGGCGUUGAGUUCUGUUCAUACCUUCCCUACUCAGUCUGCUAUUUUGUCUGGAAGUGAUAGCGAGAAGAGUAUGGAGAGACCGGAAGAUAAAAAAUGGGAACUGAAAAGAAGUCCCAAAACGGGUGGAUUGAUGGUGGAUAAUUUCUUUAGGGUUAAAUUGGCUACUCGUUCAUCUCCAGACGGAGCAAAGCAAACUCAACAAGAAGCAACGAUGAAUGAUGUCUUCGCAUUGGGAGAUGUAGCUGUCUUGGGAGAUAUGGGAUUACCAGCUACAGCGCAAGUGGCAAAUCAGGAAGCGAGAUGGCUGGGCAAAAGACUUAAUAAGAUGGACAAGGCAGGGAAAAUUGGAGCUGCUGAGGACAAAGGAUUUACCUUUAGAAAUAUGGGGGUUAUGACUUAUGUCGGGGGCAUGAAGGCGAUUAUGCAGACGGAUGGAAAGGGAGAGAUUAAGGGAAGAACAGCAUGGGUAAUCUGGAGAGGUGCAUAUCUAACUCAAACAAUCAGCUGGAGGAAUAAAAUACUUAUCCCUAUGUAUUGGGCAAUCAAUUGGCUGUUUGGGCGUGAUAUAUCAAGGUUUUAG
Botrytis fragariae is the source of this 1698-nucleotide messenger RNA. Its product is annotated as putative external nadh-ubiquinone oxidoreductase mitochondrial precursor protein. Gene Ontology annotation, molecular function: NADH dehydrogenase activity. Lineage: Eukaryota; Fungi; Ascomycota; Leotiomycetes; Helotiales; Sclerotiniaceae. The coding region runs from base 1 to 1698 and encodes 565 amino acids. The transcript has 8 exons. The record is from RefSeq and is a predicted model, not a curated record.